Messenger RNA from Saprolegnia diclina VS20, 2527 nucleotides. RefSeq lists its product as hypothetical. Gene Ontology annotation, biological process: transmembrane transport. The record is from RefSeq and is a predicted model, not a curated record. The coding region runs from base 47 to 2416 and encodes 789 amino acids. Gene Ontology annotation, molecular function: ABC-type transporter activity; ATP hydrolysis activity; ATP binding. The transcript has a single exon. Gene Ontology annotation, cellular component: membrane. Lineage: Eukaryota; Oomycota; Saprolegniomycetes; Saprolegniales; Saprolegniaceae.
CUUUCUGACCAACUUGUCGUUUGCAUCGUGGUUCUUCUUCAUUGCCAUGAUCGCGCCCGACUUGCACGUUGCCAAGCCGGUGGCGAUGUUGUCGAUCUUGUUCUACAUCUUGUUUGCGGGCUUUGUCAUCUCGCCCUCGAUCAUGCCCGACUACUUUAUCUGGAUCUACUGGAUCAACCCGCUCAGCUGGUGCUUGCGUGCCCUCUCGAUCAACCAGUACUCGUCGGGCGAGUUCCAAGUGCCGAUCUACAAGGGCGUCAACUACAUGAAGCUCAAGGGCGACACCAUGGGCAACGUCAUGCUCAAGACGUUUGGUCUCCAGACGGACACGAUCUGGAUCUGGUAUGGCGCCAUUUACCUCGCCGCCAUCUAUGUCCUCUUCCUCGGCCUCGCGUACCUCGCGCUCGAGUACAAGCGCUACGACGCGCCCGAGAACGUCUCGGUGACGGUCGAAGCAGAGGAUGAAGAAGAUGCCGGUGACGGGUACGUCAAAGCGCCCAAGACACCGACAGACAUUGGCAAUGUGACCGAUGACGUUGCCGUACAUGUCGCCGGCUCAAGUUCGUUGUCGCCCUCCGUCGUCAUGGCCUUUAAGGACCUCUGGUACUCGGUGCCCAACCCGACCAAGGGCGAGCCCGACCUCCAGCUGCUCAAGGGCAUCAACGGCUACGCUCUUCCCGGUACGAUCACGGCGCUCAUGGGCUCGUCCGGCGCGGGCAAGACCACCUUGAUGGAUGUCAUUGCCGGUCGCAAGACGGGCGGCAAGAUCGAAGGCAACAUUCUCCUCAACGGGUACCCGGCCACGGACCUCGCGAUGCGCCGUGCGACGGGCUACUGCGAGCAGAUGGACAUCCACAGCGAGAGCGCGACGUUCCGCGAGGCGUUCCAGUUCAGCGCGAUGCUCCGCCAGUCGGACGAGAUCCCGACCGAAGAGAAGAUGGCGUUUGCGGAAGAGUGCUUGGAGCUCCUUGACAUGAAGAACCUCGGCGACAAGAUCAUUCGUGGCGCCUCGGUCGAGCAGAUGAAGCGUCUGACGAUCGGUGUCGAGCUCGCAGCGGCGCCAACGAUGCUCUUCCUCGACGAGCCGACGUCCGGUCUUGACGCUCGCUCGGCCAAGAUCAUCAUGACGGGCAUUCGCAAGAUCGCGUCGACGGGCCGCACGGUCGUCUGCACGAUCCACCAGCCGUCGACCGAAGUGUUUGAGAUGUUUGACUCGCUCCUCCUCCUCAAGCGCGGUGGCGAGACCGUCUUCUUUGGCGACCUCGGUACGCACGCCAUCAACAUGAUCAACUACUUCAAGUCGAUUCCCAACACGCCGCCACUCAUCGAGGGCGCCAACCCGGCGACAUGGAUGCUCGAGGUCAUUGGCGCGGGUGUCGAGGCCAAGCACACGGACCUCCCGCCCAACGACUAUGUCCGCAUCUUCAACGACUCGUCUGAGCGCUCGUACAUGGACAAGGAGCUCGUCCACCAUAAGCAGCCGCACCCGACGUUGCCCGAGCUCACGUUUGCCAACAAGCGCGCGGCGUCGUCGUCGACGCAGUUCAAGAUGGUCACACAGCGCUUCUUCCGCAUGUACUGGCGCACGCCCACCUACAACUUCACUCGUGGCAUGAUGUCACUCGUGCUCGCCAUCCUCUUUGGUCUCGUAUACCGUGGUGUCGACUACACGACGUACAUUGGCGCGACCGGUGGCGUCGGCAUGGUGUUCAUGACGUCGCUCUUUGUCGGUUUGAUCUCGUUCAACAGUGUCCUCCCGCUCGCCUCGGAGGAGCGCAACUCGUUCUACCGCGAGCGCGCUUCGCAGACGUACAACGCGCUCUGGUACUUUGUCGGCUCGACGCUCGUGGAGAUCCCAUACUGCGUGGUCUCGACCUUCGUCUUCACGAUCAUCUACUACCCGUUCGUCGGUUUGAACGAGUCGGUCGGCGCGUGUCUCUUCUACGGCCUCAACCUCUCGCUCCUCGUCUUGAUGAACGUCUACUUUGGCCAGCUCAUGUCGUACUGCAUGCCCCGCGUCGACGUCGCCGCGCUCAUGGGCGUCCUCCUCAACUCGAUCUUCUUCCUCUUCAUGGGCUACAACCCGCCCGCGUCGCAGAUCCCGUCGGGCUAUCGCUGGCUGUACCACAUCACGCCGCCCAAGUACUCGGUCGCGCUUCUCGUCGCUGAGACGUUUGCCAAGUGCACGGACGGUACCCAGCUCGGUUGCCAGAUCAUGCCUGAAGACGGCGUCCCCCCGAGCCUCUUUGCCGAGUUUGGCACCAAGAAGAUUCGCGUCAAGGACUACGUCGAGAAGGUCUACGAGAUGAACUACGACGACCGGUGGUCCAACUUUUUCGCGGUCAUCGGCUUCAUUUUGCUCUGGCGCAUCCUCGCGCUCCUCGCGCUGCGCUACAUCAACCACCAAAAGAGAUAAGCAGUGACUGCUCGUGAAUACAUUUAUCCUGUACGUGAUUUCCACGGUGUGUACGGUGCCAUCACCACGCCAAAGAGGCGCUACGCAAGCAAAUUAGAUCACGUUGGGAAG